AUGGACAGGACGCAAGUAGUGAAUAUUACUCGUGUAGAAGGUCGAAAUAACCAAGAUGGAAACAUCCAAGUACAGUUCAAACAUGCAGAAAAUGUAAGCUUACGGGUGCGAGCCUCGAAAAAGGAAGCAGUAGUGGUAGAACAAAUCAUCUCCGAGGCCCCUGUGGAAGUUGCUAAGACGAAAGUGAUCAUACGACGCGCCCUGACCAAAGCCAAUAAGUCGUUAUUAUGGCUAGCACAACAAAAACUAAGACCGGCCUACAAAUACGUCUGGUUCCAAGAUGGAAAGGUGCUACUACGUAAAGACGACAAAUCUAAGCCAAAGGUCGCGCGAAGCGAAGCUGACAUUGAGAAGCUCUCAGCACUAACGGAAAUAAUCGGCCAAAGUUCCAAGCGGUAA
This is a messenger RNA of Parnassius apollo (apollo), 399 nucleotides long. NCBI's taxonomy places the organism in Eukaryota, Metazoa, Arthropoda, Insecta, Lepidoptera, Papilionidae. The record is from the annotation of a GenBank genome assembly.